Messenger RNA from Zymoseptoria tritici IPO323, 970 nucleotides. RefSeq lists its product as uncharacterized. The coding region runs from base 38 to 970 and encodes 310 amino acids. The record is from RefSeq and is a predicted model, not a curated record. The transcript has 2 exons. Lineage: Eukaryota; Fungi; Ascomycota; Dothideomycetes; Mycosphaerellales; Mycosphaerellaceae.
UGAUCCAACGCUUUGUACAUAUUGACGUCCGCCCGCCAUGAUCGCACGGUUGUCCCUUGCUUUGCGCUUGGCCGCGACAUUCUACACCGCCCUGGCCUCGGCAGCUUCACAACAACCUCUUGGGGUCGAAUUACCUGGUUACAAAGUAGGCCAGCCUAUACCGGUCUCCUGCCUAAACCGGACAGUUGACACCGGCGAACACAUUACCGACGAGUCCGGCCAACUGUCCUACGUGCCUGCCUUCCGCUGUAAUGAGACUGGUCGGCCUCUCGAGCUCGUCUUUGGCGUAGAAAAGGACAUCAAUUGCACAAUCGACUUUAUCGACGACCCGUUUUUCCACCUCCUCGAAUUCUACGUCCACAACGAUGCGCCGCUUACAUGUCGAGUUCCCUCGAAACCUCUCCCGCCGGCGGUGAUGGAAAAAGAGUUUAAGGAGGGCACAAAGGACAACACGGAUGGGCAAGGGAGCUUGAGCGAUGUGUAUACGCCGAUGAUCAUUGCAUUGACGGGCACGCUGCAGCUCAGUCAUCUGCAUGUUAGCACGAGUAUGAACGUGUUACUGCAUGCGGCGCCGAAGUCGAUUUCGCCGGGAACGAUCGCUGCGGCGACGGCGUAUUCGAUUUCGAGGGAUCCGCCCUCGAGACUAGUCAUUGGAGACCCGUUGCCGUUCAGGUUCAGUGUGAGGUGGUACCCGAAUACACAAUUGCCUUCUGGUUGGGCCGGCGUGGGUGGACAUUUGACGCUCAGCACAAUGGUGUACUGCGUACUUUCGGCGUUGGCUUCAGCGGCGAUAUGUGUGGCAUAUUUCAGAGGAGUGGAGUUACCGAGGAGGCUGAAGAGUCACGGAAAAGAUCGGCUGGGCGGCAUGGAGAGGGGUGGACUGGGUGGAUACGGCCUCGCAGGUGCGAACGGAUACGGCAUGCCAGUCACGAAUGGGUUCGGAGUGUAUGGCAUUGGGAAGAGGGACUAG